CUUUUUACAGCAGGCCUUACUGUUAAGAAUAAAUGUAUACAAUACUCGAAGGGUGUGAAAUAGUGUUUGACACCCCUGAUUGGGAAUCUGCGCCGUCUGACGUCACUAAAGUAGUGCGCGCGGACUAGUCAUCCCCUCCACUACGCGAGAGAGCGCGCGCCUCCGUCUCGAAUGCGGGGGAUCCAGAUGCGCGCCCGUGCGCGGCACAGCUCGUCCGGUUAGAGCUCGGAUUCCAGGAGAGAGCGACACGCUCAACGUCCAAGCCGAGCUGCGAGGGGAGACAGGCGAGCAAGCUGCACUGGCAGUAAAAAGAAAAGAGAGAAAGAUAGAUAGAUAGAAAGAAAGAAUUAUUACAUAGUAAUAAUAUGAACUGCAUCACCCCGGGAAUACGCGGAUGUAAAAAUCGAGCGCGCGUGAUCUCGUUUAAUUCGGCUGGAAUUAUGAGGAUGGACGCGCAGCUUGGAAUUACCGGCGCUUUAAGAUUGUGAACUAGUGUGGACCUCUCUUAACCUCCUGCUCUUGCCAUUUUGUGCAUUGUCGGAUUUUUUUUUAUUUAUGUCUUCUCUUAUUUUUUAACUCUCUCUCUCUCUCUCUGUAUACAUAUAUAUAUAUAUUUUUUUAUUAUUUUCUUUUUCCCCCAAUGUCGUGCAUCCUCCGGUAUUUUUCUAUGCUUUCGUAUCCCGCGUGACCGAAGCCCGGUGGGCGGAUAGAUGGUGAAAAGCUUCACACUGAAAAGCUGCUCGAUCUUGUGAACUGAGGCGCGUCAUGGACGGCGAACUUCGUUCGUACCUAAAAAACGCAUCCGGCACUGUCGAAUAACUGCUGCUGGAAGAGAUCAGGACAAAUGACAUAGGAUGAACACUGCUGCCCAGCUGUGUCUGUGUUUGCUGUCGUCCCUUCUCACCCUGGCCUGGGUGGCAGUGCCGCUGUGCCAGGCUUCCCCCUGCUCCUCCCUUGUGGCAGGGGUCCUGUACGGCUCCUUCUCCCUCAGGGACCUUUUCCCCGGCCCACACGGCCUGAGAACUGGCUGCUCGUGGACCGUGGAGAACCCCGAUCCGACCAAGUACACUCUCUACUUCCGCUUCAACCGCCACGCCGGCUUUUGCCUAGCAUUCUCACCGCUAGUGUUGCCCCUGGACCACUACCUCCCCAACCAGACGUGUGGACAGGCGCUGCCCGACCCGGAAUCCGUAGAGCCGUGCCAGGUACCUGGUCCUCAUGCUUUCCUGCAAUUUGAUAAGAACUUUGUGCAAUUGUGCCUCGCUGCAGAGAUCAAACAAGAUUCCGAUGAAGUGAAGGGACCUCUGUCUGCUGAAACGUUGGACUUCAGGCUUGUGGAAGUUCUGCUGAUCAACAAUGAGAAUUCCAGCCAGUUUACAUGUGGCGUGUUGUGCCGCUGGUUUGAGGAGUGCCUCCGUUCCGGCUCUGGUAGAGAGAGUGAAGGCUGUGGAAUCACCCAAACUGGCUGUGUGUGCCCUAACGCUGGGCCUCCAGUGCCAAUACUGCCCGCUACUCCCCACAACCACUCUCUGGACCCCAGUGCCAGUGUGCUGCUGCCGCCCACUGAUGACUGCUGUGUCACCCAACUGCAUGGCAAGAACGGUAUCUCCAACAUUGCACCCAGAGAUGUUCAUCAAGACUUUGACGAUGAUGAGCAGAAGGUCAAGACCCAGAGGCCAAGAUCAGCGGACCAGCCGGGAGUGUUCCAAGCCCAGACAGGUGAUCCAGCAGCUGAGGAGUGGUCUCAGUGGAGUGUGUGUUCGCUGACGUGUGGGCAGGGUUGGCAGGUGCGUACUCGCUCCUGUGUGUCCUCUCCUUAUGGCACACUGUGCAGCGGGCCGCUGAGGGAGACGCGCCUCUGCAACAACACUGCCACCUGCCCAGGUGAGCCACAGCAUCAAGCAGUGGAGGGGCAGUGGUUGGAUUGGGCUUCUUGGUCUCGUUGUUCAGUAUCAUGUGGAACUGGCACUCAGCAGAGGCAGCGGCGCUGCAGUGUGUCUGUACACGGCUGGGCCGAGUGUAAAGGUCCGCACUCAGAAACGAGAGAGUGCACUAACCGGCCUUGUGAUGGAGGUGGAAACUGGGGAGCAUGGAACCAGUGGAGUCUGUGCUCGAAGACAUGCGAUUCAGGUUGGCAGCGCCGCUUUCGGAUGUGUGAAGGCACGGGAAUCCAGAAUUACCCCUGCGAUGGUUCAGGGGAGGAAGUGCGCUCCUGCAACGACAAGAAGUGCCCAGCACCUCAUGAGAUAUGCAAGGAUGAGUACCAAGGUUUAAUGACAUGGAAGAGAGCUUCCGCUGGAGAGACGGUCUACAACAAAUGUCCAUCAAAUGCCACUGGAUCUGCUAGUCGUCGAUGUUUGCUGGACGCUAAUGGAGUUGCUUACUGGGGUCCUCCGAGCUUCGCCCGAUGCAUCUCACUUGAAUAUAGAUAUUUACAUUUAUCUUUACGAGAGCAUCUUGCGAAGGGUCAGAGGACCCUGGCAGGGGAGGGCAUGUCUCAGAUCGUGAGGAGUCUCCUGGAGUUAAUGUCCCGCCACAGCUAUUAUAGCGGUGACCUCUUAUUCUCCGUGGAGAUUCUCCGAAAUGUGACGGACACCUUCAAGCGAGCAACCUACAUCCCAGCUCCCGACGACGUGCAGAAAUUUUUCCAGAUAGUCAGCUUAAUGUUGGACAUGGACAAUCUUCAAAAAUGGGAAGAUGCUCACCAGGUCUCUCCAGGCGCCAUGCUACUAAUGCGAGUUGUGGAAGACUUCAUUCAUCUCAUCGGUGAAGCGCAAAAGCCUUUCCAAAGCUUUCUUGCUGUCACCACUAACCUCAUAAUCAAUAUCCAACGAGAGCCAGUGUCAGCUGUCUCCAGCGACAUUAACUUCCCUAUGAAGGGAAGGAGGGGGAUGAAGGACUGGGCACGCUCAGCAGAAGACAAGCUCUUCAUCCCUAAAGAAGUCUUCAGUCUGUCCUCUGAUGAAUCGGAUGAGGCUUCCUACUUUGUUAUUGGAGCCAUUCUUUACCGCACCCUUGGCUUUAUUCUCCCACCACCGAAAGAUCCUUUGGUGAUCAGCUCAAAGAUUUUAAGCGUCACAGUACGUCCCCUACCCAAACCCACCGAGCCAGUGGUAGUGGUGGAACUGGCACCUCUGCUGAAUGGCACAUCACAGCCACAGUGUGUUGUGUGGGACCACACCAACCCUGAGGCUGGUGAGGAAAACUGGGACGCCGAAGCCUGCAAAACGCUCCCGUCUCCAGCAGUCCACACUAAAUGCCUCUGCAGCAAGAUUUCCACCUUUGCAGUGUUAGCACAGAAAGCUAAAGACCCGGACAUGGGACCAUCCAGCUUGCCCUCAGUACCACUCAUGGUGGGCUGUGGGGUGUCCUGCAUGGCUUUGCUCAUCUUGCUGGUCAUCUAUGCUGCCUCCUGGAGGUACAUUCGCUCUGAGAGGUCCAUCAUACUGGUGAACUUCUGUCUGUCCAUACUGGCCUCUAACAUACUUAUACUAGUGGGACAGUCUCAGACUCUCAGCAAGGGGCUGUGCACUGUGACUGCUGCCUUUCUCCAUUUCUUCUUUCUGGCCUCUUUCUGCUGGGUUUUAACAGAGGCGUGGCAGUCUUACCUUGCUGUGAUUGGCAAGAUUAGGACACGCCUCAUUCGCAAGCGUUUCCUGUGCUUGGGUUGGGGUCUGCCAGCCCUGGUUGUUGCUGUAUCUGUAGGAUUUACCAGAGCUAGGGGCUACGGCACACCAAACUACUGCUGGUUGUCUCUGGAAGGAGGUCUGCUCUAUGCGUUUGUUGGUCCUGCAGCCGUCAUUGUUUUGGUGAACAUGCUUAUUGGGAUCGUGGUCUUCAACAAGCUCAUGUCGAGAGACGGCAUCUCAGACAAAUCUAAAAAGCAAAGAGCAGGUCCGUCGCUGGAGGCGCGUAGCAGACUGCUCCUCCAGUGCUCCAAGUGUGGGGUGAUCUCCAGCACCGCUCUGUCCAGCUCCACCGCCAGCAGCGCCAUGACGUCAUUGUGGAGCUCAUGCGUUGUUCUGCCGCUGCUGGCGCUCACGUGGAUGUCAGCAGUGUUAGCCAUCACGGAUCGGCGCUCCACGCUCUUCCAGGUGCUUUUCGCAGUCUUCGACUCGGUCCAAGGCUUCGUCAUCAUCACUGUUCACUGUGCCAUGAGGCGAGAGGUACAAGACGCUGUGCGCUGUAGGAUGGGUGGAUGUAAGGACGACAGUGAAAACUCGCCGGACUCCUGCAAAAACGGCCAGGUGCAGAUCAUGACUGAUUUUGAGAAAGACGUGGACUUGGCAUGUCAAACAGAGAGAGGACAUCCAUUCAUCUUCAAGGAGGUGAACACAUGCAACCCAGCUAGCAUCACGGGCACACUGUCACGCAUUUCCCUGGACGACGAGGACGAUCCCAAGUUAGCCACCCAUCAAGAAGGCAUCAACUUCAGCAGUCUGCCCGGCAACAUCCCCCCACCCAACCUCCUGGCACAGGUGCCAACUCUGGGCACGUUGAACGAGCUCAAUGAGACGCCCCGGAAAAAGGAGGUCAAUGUGGAACAGCAGGGCCAGCACCAACGCUCGGCACCAGUCUACCUGUGCACGGAGAGUGCAUUGGGUUGGGCACGGCCGUCUACUGCUGUCACUGACCCAUCAAGCAGUGUAGGGGGAGGCGAAGGGGACUACAUGGUACUACCACGGCGGACGGUCAGCCUCAAGCCCAAUCCGAUACAGGAAGAGGAAAAACCUCUCAAUAUCAGUGUGGAAGAUCCACCUUUUCCUCCGCCCCCUUCACCCAUGACCCUUCACCCGGCUGAGAGUGAGCCAUACCCAGCAGACUUUGCCACUGUGGACCAUGUUGGUGUAGGUCUGAGCCGAUCCUAUGGUACUGUCAAGCAGGUACCCGGCCUCGCCAGUGCCCACACGCUGCAGGUGAAGCAAAGCCGGCCAUCCAUCAGGCAGAUCUUCACAUCCGGCAAGGCAGAACGCACCAGGACCCUGCCCCGCAAUUUGGGCAGCGCCAAUGCCAAUGUCUCAGCUGGCUCCCUGGAAAGGAAAAGAGUACGAUACUCUGAGCUGGACUUUGAGAAAGUGAUGCACACUCGCAAAAGACACUCAGAGCUCUACCAUGAACUCAACCACUCCACCAAGUUCCACACCAUAGAUAGGUAUAGCAGGGACCCUGCCGUGACCAUGUUUAAGAGAGAAAAGCGACGAAGCAUUUCAUCUGCCAGUGGUGAAAAGAACUCACUGAGUGACAAGGCCACAGCAGAUGAGCAGCAAUCCUGGGACAGCUUUAAGACAAUGACAACCGAGCCAUCGUCCGGCUCCGGCGGACAAAAAAUGGAUCGAGUGGAGCUGCACAGUAAAGCCUGGGAUGCUUCCUCCGCAAACACUCCUGACACAUCCGAGGGAGACUUCCAGACUGAAGUGUGAGGAAACACACACACCGAAAGGACACACGCAUAAAUGGAAUGAGAUUUACCAAAAGGAGAAUCUAUAAAAGGAUUAUACAUUUGUUUACGAGAAUAGACCAUUAAAAAAAAAACUUCUAUAUUUUCACAUGGACACUUUCAGUGAACAAAAACGGGGCUCGGAGAGUAUAUGGGAAAAUUUUUAAAAAACUGUUUCUGAAAUGUCUUGAUUUUACUCUGGAAAGGAUUCUCUUUCACACAUUUGGAAAUUUGGAAAAAAAAAAAUAUUUCUGCACCAUCCUUUUUAUAGAGAUUUAAAAAAAAAAAUACCCCCGUACUCAUGUUUCGCACAUGUGAUCGGCACCAUAGGAUUUUGUUCCACCUUUAUGUCCUGUCUUUCCUAAUAAAUGACUCUCUCUGUUUUUGGGGGAAGGGGGAGGUUUAACACGAUUCAUUAAUAGGAUCAAGAAUCAAACCUCUUUUGAAGUUGUCAUUUUUAUUUUUUGGAUUUUUCCCAAUAUUGUUUAAUUCAUUUGCUUAAACAGUGGAAGAUUAAAAAAAAAAAGAUUUCUGUGCAAGUACGGUUUUAUUCCUUCUGCGACUGUGUGAAUGUUUUUUUUUCCCCUAUGUUCCAUGUUUUUUAAAUUUAUAGGAGUCAUAUAUUGCGUGUUAUUCUAAGUCAAUUGCAUAACAAAAGAUUAAUAAUCAUGAGAAAAAGAUAUAUAGUUUCAAUUUACCCUCCCUUCUGUUCAUCUCAGCUGAAAACACUCAUGAAGAUCCCAUUUCUGCUAGAUAAAAUGCAGCCGUCCUGCAGUAUCACUCUGUAGUAUCAUUCACCCGCUGCUUGAAGUGCUUAUUGAUUCUGCGUUGAUUCAGUGGCUGCUAUCCACUUAAAAUGGAGGAAAAUAAAGUCUGUUGCCAGUGACCCUAAACUAUCUGUUAGCGCAAAGUCCAUUUGUAAUAGAGGCUCAAUAACGGAAUGUAAAAGGCUAAGCUAUGCCAUAACAGCAGAGUCUACAUCAGCAGGGCUGAGAGAGAUUUAUUAGCCCUCAUGAGUACCUCUUCUCUGUAGUGAACUCAUGCUAAAGUCAUAUGAAAGGCAGGAAGGUCAGAGGUCAGAUCUCAACCUCGACCCCAACAAAAAAAAUGGAAUACAGCGAUUUGGUGAUCGAUUUGGUCAAAGGCAUCAUUUGCUUAUGCUCUCAGAAAUAAAGGUACAGAACUGUACUUUUCCUUGUCGCUAGAAACGUAAAGUACUCUAUACCUUUGAAAAUAAUUGAAGGUACACAGUUGGAGCUUAAGGACCACUGAUGUAAUUUUAAAGCCAUACAUACACCACAUGCAUCUUCCCAGGUGAAUGUUCUAUAGCCUACUAAAUGUAUAAAAGAUGUCCCCUUAAUGGUAGCACACCAGUGACAGUGAAAAGUACAGUCUGGUACUUAUGUAAAAAGCUUAUGACAGUCUGUCUGAAAGAAGUCUAAUUUGGUCCACAACAUUGACAGAAAACAUACCUGCUUCCAUAUUUUUAUUAAUAUACAAGGUCUUGUAGUCAGAAUUUGUAUAAAUCACCAAAUAACAAGAAUACACAAUUCAAAUUCUUUGGACUUUUGUUUGUGCUCCCCUUGUUAAUGUUGAAUCUUACAGCUUUUUUUAAGAUAAUUUUUUUUUAAGUUUGUGUAGCAGUCUGGGAAAAUUGAGUUUUUCAGCUAACAAUAUACUUUGAAAUGUAUACUUUACGAAAACAUAAAUACAUUUUGCCAUAACAAUGUGGAAAUUGUUUUUAUUUAGGCUACUUUAUAACCUUGCUUUGGCUGUCUGCCUACAAAUGCAGUUUAACAAAGUUGAACAAACACAGCGGUAAAAGUCAGUCUGAAUAAAAAUGUCUACAACUUUGCUAGCUAUUUAUGAUGUCCUCACAGUUUGAUCACAUUUUCAUGCAGUUACAAGCCAUAGUGAAAUGAACAUAAGCCUUAUCAGAUAUCAGUUUGUCUUCAGAUACCAAGUGUCAAGAUGUCUACAGUGCUCCUGCACCAUCACAUCAUCAUCAGAAUAGAGAAGAGCGCUUACACACUGUACAGAUGACAGUGGACAACUUUUUUCAAAUGUGUCAACAACCUAAUAAAAAGGAAUUAAUAACAAGAAAUUUAGCCAACAGAAGUGUGAAGAGACAUAGACGAGACUUGUGUUUAAAUGCCGUGAGUAACUUUUACUUCAGGUGCAGAGACAGAUACUGAUGUAGAUGAUGCUAAUAAAAUAAAUUAAUAAUAAUAAUAAUAAUAAUAAUAAUAUCCUAUUAUACCCUUAAAAUUCUUUAAUUUCAUAAGUAGAUUAGGUUAUAAAUGUAGUAGUGUAUGAAUGUAUAAACUUAAUGUAUAAACGUUACUUGUGAUUGAGAUAUACAAUAAGAGACAUUGUUAGUUCAAGAAAAUGUAGUUUUCAAAAUGUCAAAAUUUGAUCAUGUGAAGGGUUUUCCCAGACCGCCACACACUCUGCCACUUUUAACUCAUCAGCUUUUUGGAUGUUUGGCUCAAUGUUGUAUGCACUAGUGGAGCCAUUAUUACUAAAAACUACUGUGGCUGUCAUACGCUAAUGCUAUAUGUUUUGUACUUUUGAUAAGCCACAAAGCUACAAAGCCACUCCACGGACCCCUUGUGGAGAAUAUUCAUUUACUCAAAAAGAUCGUCAAGUUAAACAAUAUUAUGCUUGUUAGAGUUCCGAUAAAUUUUUGCUUGUGUUACUCCUAAAUCCCACAAACAACAUUAGCAACUUAUGUAAGUUUUAAUCUAACCCUGCUAAACCAAAACUUUUUCUGUUUAUGCUAACACCGCAGCACUGAAGGCUCAGGUUUAAUACUGAACUGAGUAUAGAGGUCAUUUUUGUUUCCUCCUUCCCACUGCAACUCAUACCAAUUAGGCCAGUUGUGUAGGCUGAUGUAACCACACAUGGAGGCUCGGGGAGAGAGGGAGAUAAUUACCUUUGGGGCUGACAAUUUGUCCUGACAUUUUCCUGCUCGGUGCAACAACCAUCUGCUCAAAGAUCCCUGAAGUCACUACAUCAUAUAGACACAGACCACAAUACAAGACUGCGCCAUUUUGACCUUAAGAACUCAUCUGCAGUAAUAGAGAACGUGUCACAGGAAAUAACACUUUUCCCUCCACUGUGAUUAAAAGUGCUUUCCUCUACAAUUUGCCAACAGGGUGAAGUGAUCAUUUUACACACCCUCAGUUGAACUAAUGCUCAAGCCGACAUUGCACAAGUACUUUCAGUCUUUUGUCAAGUAAGAGCACUAAGCUAGCAUUAGCAUUGCUUUGAAUUAUAAGAGCACCAAGGUAAGUACGCUUCACACACUUCUUGUUUCUUUUUAAUACAUGACUUAUAUACUCCCUUCUUUUCACUAACAGUGCCUAUCUUUUCAUUUUUACACUUUCUUUCUUGUCACUCUGGUCUUUAUUUCUAAAACCGCAUGUACCUUGGAGUGUUUUUUUGUUUGUUUGAUUGAUUAAUUUUUUUUUUUUUUUUUGGUAAAAGUGAAAUGUUCCAUGCAUUAAAUGAAACCGAUCUCUUUCAGAUUACUGAUUCUAGCCCUCGAAACUGUAUUCUCAAUGACUUUAACCCAGACUGCCCCUACCUUAUAUAUAUAUACUUGUAUUGAUCUUGAAAAAGAAAAAAAAACUUGAGAAUUGCCUUACAGUAUAUUUUAUUUUAUUGAAAUAUGUAUUUGAAAAUGUGUGCAUAUGCGUGUUGUGACAUAUGAUUGACAUGAGUAUGCAAACAAAAGCUAACACAAAAAAUAGCCCAACAUGACAUUAUAUAUAUAAAUGUGUGUGUGACCUUUAUUUUCCCCCCAUAUUUCAUCUUGUUUGAACCCGAGGCUUCUUCCACAACCAGCGAUUUUCCCCUAAGCUACAGAUGGCUGUCAGAGAAAGUUCCCUUUGCCCCAUUUCUGUUUUUUUUUUAUACACACAAGAUUGUACAAAGUAGUCCUUUACUGUUUUCAUAGAGUGUCUUUUUAUAUGAAAAUAAAUUUUCAAUCUGA
Molecule: messenger RNA, 9434 nt
Organism: Pangasianodon hypophthalmus (striped catfish)
Lineage: Eukaryota; Metazoa; Chordata; Actinopteri; Siluriformes; Pangasiidae
Gene: adgrb2
Product: adhesion G protein-coupled receptor B2
Exons: 32
Coding region: 855-5420 (1521 amino acids)
Biological process (GO): peripheral nervous system development; adenylate cyclase-activating G protein-coupled receptor signaling pathway; cell surface receptor signaling pathway
Cellular component (GO): plasma membrane
Molecular function (GO): G protein-coupled receptor activity
Source: RefSeq, a predicted model, not a curated record